Molecule: messenger RNA, 1580 nt
Organism: Cylas formicarius (sweet potato weevil)
Lineage: Eukaryota; Metazoa; Arthropoda; Insecta; Coleoptera; Brentidae
Product: forkhead box protein F1-like
Exons: 2
Coding region: 115-1194 (359 amino acids)
Biological process (GO): regulation of transcription by RNA polymerase II; animal organ morphogenesis
Cellular component (GO): nucleus
Molecular function (GO): DNA-binding transcription factor activity, RNA polymerase II-specific; RNA polymerase II cis-regulatory region sequence-specific DNA binding
Source: RefSeq, a predicted model, not a curated record
UACAAUAUUUGUGUAUAUAUACGCACUUUACAUCGGCGCGUAUCAAAUGUUUGUCGAUUAAAUUGUUUAUAGUUUAUAUACGGGCGAGUUCUCUCUCGGGUAAAUGUUUAAAAUAUGAUGAAGGAACAGCAGUUGGUCGAAACUGGCGCAGUAGUCAGCCAGUCCUCUCCCGGGUUCAGCAUUCAGCAGCAACUCAAUCAGCUCCAGCCUCACCACCAAGGCGUCAUCUUACCCAACGACGGGUCGCCACCGAGCGUCGCUCCCAAUGUAUCCCCGGACAACGGAGCCGCCGACGCCGACAAUAAGCCCUCAUCGUCCGACAAAAAGAGCGGGAUACGACGCCAAGAGAAACCGCCGUACUCCUACAUAGCUCUGAUAGUCAUGGCGAUCCAGCAUUCGCCGACCAAGAGGCUCACUCUGAGCGAGAUCUACUCGUUUCUUCAGCAGAGGUUCCCGUUCUUCCGGGGCUCCUACCAAGGCUGGAAGAACUCCGUCAGACAUAAUUUAUCCCUGAACGAGUGUUUCAUCAAGCUGCCCAAAGGGUUGGGCAGGCCCGGGAAAGGCCAUUACUGGACUAUCGAUCCUGCGAGUGAAUUUAUGUUCGAGGAAGGGUCGUUCAGGAGACGACCGAGGGGAUUCAGGCGGAAAUGUCAGGCUAUCAAACGCGAGUAUCAUCCGGGCACGUUUUUCGCCAACAACAUGCCGUCGAUGGUGAACCAGACGGGUUACGAUCACCAACCGCUGGUACAAACUCAAGAUUAUUCGACGUGUUCGUAUAACACGCCCUCGCCGCAAGUAAGUUCGGUAUCCGGCUCGUACGCGAAUUACGAUUACCCCUCGAUGUACCAGCAACAGUGCGAGAGAGAUUGGAGCUCGAAUUCAAGCCUGCUGCCGUCUUAUCCGGACGGUACAAUUUCUAGUAGUUAUCUGAAAGCGCCGCUUAGCCCGAUGCCGGGGAGUCAAGAUACUCCUCCGCCUCCAGUGGAUAAUUACUACCAGUACGGGGUUAUUUCUACGUCGUCGGAAAAUCUGAUGAGGGCCUCGAGCAACGGGAUGCAACCUCAAACGCAGUGUGAACGGAAGCCAUAUCUGACCCCACCUCACGGUGCCCCUUUGCAGUCGACGAUUCCCUCACCGCCAUCUUCGAACACACCACACAACUUUUACGAAACUUCUGUUAAAUAUACCAUGUGAGAAACAAGUAGGGUAAAAUUGUUGCACCUGGGAAACGAAUGAAAGGGUAUUGAAUGAAAUGUUCGAUAUUGUUUUAAAUAAACCAAAAUCUACCAAAGUACCCCGGAAUGGUUUAAAUAAACGAAAUUCGGAUAUUUCUAAAAAAUCGCUGUUUUCGGUUUUUGUUUUGCCAAAGUGUUGAGGCGCGAAGUUUUAAGUUAUUUUUUAGGUUUUAUAAGUCGAAGUUAGGGAGAUUCUUUAAAUUGUAAAUAUGCUACCCAUACAGCUAUCAGACCAAAAAACUCUGUAAAUAUUUUACUGUGACAUGUACACAUAAAAAUAGAUCAGUCGUAGGCAUAGGUAGUUGUACCUUUAAUAAUUAUCAGGUAUUUAUGUGCCAAAUAAAA